Striga asiatica is the source of this 1860-nucleotide messenger RNA. The record is from the annotation of a GenBank genome assembly. NCBI's taxonomy places the organism in Eukaryota, Viridiplantae, Streptophyta, Magnoliopsida, Lamiales, Orobanchaceae.
UUGGCCACCUCUAUCCCUAAUCCCAAAUUCCCAACGAGCAACCUCAAACACUCGGUGGCGCUCAACUCAAAUUCGAAUUUUCAAGAAAAAGAAAAAAAAAAAACCCUCGCUUCCAUUUUCUCUGCUCUCCCCAAUCUCGAUCGACCUCCAAUCCGAAUCCCUCCGGCCGACGAAAUGGCUCCCAGGAAAGCUGCCGCCGCCGGAGGCAACGACCAAUUCCCGACGCUCAAGCUCAUAAUGGAAAAGGGCCCGCUUUCGGGCCAAACCAAAGACUUCAAUCCCCGAAUCCAGAUCCGCAUAGGCCGGCUCGUUCGCGGCAACACUCUGUCCAUCAAGGACGACGGCAUCUCCUCCAAGCACCUCCUCAUCGGAGUCGAUCCCGCCGCCUGUGGCUGGGCCGUCACCGACCUAGAUUCGUCUAACGGCACGGUGCUGAACGGCGAGCGCCUCAAGCCGUUGGAGCCAGCUACUCUUUCCGACGGUGAUGUCAUCAAAAUCGGCGAGCAGACUUCAAUUAAGGUCAAGUUCGAAGCUAGUGCUGACGAGACUGAGGUCAAUACUUCUCGGAAUGUGAGGAGGAACGCACGUCGGGGGGUGAGGAAGCAAGUGGAGGAAUUGGGGGUGAUAGACGAGGAUUCAGAGUUAGGGUUUGAGAUUGAAAAUGAGAACAAUUUGGGGCCUGGGGUUAGAAAUGAGAAAAAUGUUGAUUUGGGGAUGAAAGGUCUAAAAUUUGAGGUUGUUGAUGAGGAAAACAUGAGAGGGCGAAGGACUCGUGGUUCGAAGGCUAAAGAACUCGAACAUGUGAGUAAAGAAGAAACCGAUAGCAUGGGGAAAGUAAGUUCAAGGAGGACGCGAAAUUCUGAGAAGAGCAAAAAUGUGGAGAAUUUAAUACAGGAUAUGAAUUUAGACAUGAACAACAAUUUGGAGCCUAGUGGGGUGAAAUGUAGCGAAAGAGUGAGCAUGAGGAGGACCAGGAGUUCAAGAAAGGAAGGUAAUAUAGGCGAUCCUUUAAUAGAUUUGAGCGUUCUUGAAAGCAAAAGGCCACAAAAGGGUACUAGAGGAAGGAAAAAUAUACUAGUAGAGGCUCCUUUAGAUGUAAAAGAGAAGGAAGUGCCAAAUUUGGAGGAUCAAGAAUUGUCUGAUGAAGAGAAAGUAAUGUCAGAAGUUGAAGUAGACAAGCUGUUAGAGAGUGAAACUCGUGAGAGAGAAAAUGCUACUGCAUUUGCUAGCACGUCUGGUGUCAAAGAUAAUGGGGUCAGUGUUGGAAUUGGUGAGAUGGUGCCGGAUUUGGAGAAAAUGACGUUGGGUGAAUGGUUUGAAUUCUUGGAAGCCUAUCUUCCCAAACAAAUUAUUGAUGAGACGGAGCAGAUGAUAUCUGAGAUGAGGAAAAAGGCGGAGAGAGCAUGGUGCAAUUGCCCUGCCUGUAAAGCUGUCUGCAUCUGCAAGAACUCUCUGAAGUAUCCAUCAAAGCCAUCGACCGUGAAAAUCGCGGGUAGGCCGCCUCAAGAAUGUUCGACUCCUCAGCCACCUCAACAUCUUCUGCUCGUUUGCUCCGGGGACCUGGUUAUUGUGGUGGCUGCCGGCCAUAGACUCGGAGGUUUAAGGUGCACGAAGAUUGACCAUUGGCCCUCAGAUCGCCUGAAAAAAAGGAAUGGUGAUGAUGUUGAUGAUGAGGAUGACAGACGGCAGGAUCAGAUGGUGAAGGCGGUCGAGAGGUUGAAGAUGUAUUUGGAGAUUGAGAGGAAGCAUAAGGCUGAUUUGGAGAUGUAUGUUAUAAUAGCCGAGCCUCAUAGGCUUGCGCCUGCUCGACCCGAGCCGUUACCGCCUCUGCAAUCAUUUUCUGUAGCUCGAUCCGAGUGA